Pistacia vera is the source of this 820-nucleotide messenger RNA. RefSeq lists its product as uncharacterized. Gene Ontology annotation, molecular function: metalloendopeptidase activity. Gene Ontology annotation, cellular component: membrane. Lineage: Eukaryota; Viridiplantae; Streptophyta; Magnoliopsida; Sapindales; Anacardiaceae. The coding region runs from base 1 to 801 and encodes 266 amino acids. The transcript is spliced from 3 exons. Gene Ontology annotation, biological process: CAAX-box protein processing. The record is from RefSeq and is a predicted model, not a curated record.
AUGGGUUAUCUGAGUGGUAAAGACUUGGGGCCAAGGGGUUUGCUCCCCCUGUGGUCUCAGGCUUCAGAUGCAGUGUUAAGGGCCAUUGGGAGCCGGUGGACUGUACCAUGGACAGCAGAAACUAUAUUACAAGUAAUGCUUUUAUGGGUUGCGGCAUUUUGGUUCAUAGGGUCUUGGGUGAUUCCAUUUGCAGCCCAUAUAGCAGGUUUCAGCAAGGAUUCUCUGACGUUUAGAGGACAGGCCUUAUUCAGCCUAGUGACUGAUGUAACUGAAGGGCUUGCUGGCAUUGCUAUCCUCCAUCGCUGCCUGUCUCGGUUUCAUCCCCUUCCAUCUGAUUGGUUUAGAUUUAGCUUGAGGGGCACCUGGCAAUUUGAUGUUGCACUGGGAUGUCUCAUGUUUCCUCUGGUGAAUCGGCUCUCACAAUUCAACCUGAACUUGUUGCCCCUUAUGCCCUCUGCACCUGUCACCAUCUCAAGUGUUGAGCAGUCAAUAAUGGCACGGGAUCCGGUUGCAAUGGCAUUAUAUGCAAUAGUAGUGUCCAUAUGUGCUCCUGUCUGGGAAGAGAUUGUCUUUCGGGGUUUCCUCCUCCCUUCGUUGACCAAAUACAUGCCUGUAUGGUGUGCAAUACUGGUGAGUUCAGUUGCCUUUGCUCUAGCGCAUUUCAAUGUACAGAGAAUGCUACCGCUUAUAUUUCUUGGUGUGGUUAUGGGUCUUGUAUUUGCACGAUCAAGGAAUCUGUUGCCAUCUAUGCUCUUGCAUAGCCUCUGGAAUGGCUUUGUGUUCUUAGAUUUAAUGAGAUAGCCUCUAGUUUUGUACUUCA